Molecule: messenger RNA, 11379 nt
Organism: Toxorhynchites rutilus septentrionalis
Lineage: Eukaryota; Metazoa; Arthropoda; Insecta; Diptera; Culicidae
Gene: Gyc88E
Product: soluble guanylate cyclase 88E
Exons: 14
Coding region: 866-3919 (1017 amino acids)
Biological process (GO): response to oxygen levels; cGMP biosynthetic process; nitric oxide-cGMP-mediated signaling
Cellular component (GO): guanylate cyclase complex, soluble
Molecular function (GO): oxygen sensor activity; guanylate cyclase activity; heme binding
Source: RefSeq, a predicted model, not a curated record
CCGCAGAGUGACACGUCGUGAUUCAAGAAUUUCUGCGUUUCGGUCGGCUUGGGGUGAAAGUGUUGGAUAUGAACACAAUUAUGUCUUUGUAGAAAUGGAGUUAUCGUAAUAGAAUCAAUUCAUCCGAGUGUCUUAACGUCAACAUUUUCUGUGUAAAAGCACGCGACUCCUUGGGUUCUGUGGAGUCGGAGCUAGUUUUCGCCGCUACAGGAGGAUGACACUUUGGACGUUGCCAUCAGUCUACGCUAGUUUCUCGUGCAGUUCGGCUGGAGGUCCUCUCGAAGGAAGUGGACAGUAGCGGCGCGAUUUGUUGGCAGAUAAUUUUUAGUUAGUGCAUUCUAUUGUGUUCCCGCAGCGGCUACUAACUGAUUGAUGAUGAUAAGAACACCGAGGUAAUGAGUGGAAAAAAUAAUCUUCAGUGCAGUACGUUAGAAAACAGCAAAUGACGGUGUUUGUGAAUGUUUAAGCAUCAAUCGUAGUGCCUUGGAGAAUACGAAAACAGAGAAGCAGUUCAGCAAAUUGAACUAAAUCUGGAAAUUUGUUACUUUCUAUGCAGUUCUGAACGGGCCUAUCUGAUCAAUUGUUGCGAUCCCUUUAUGAGCUACCAGUACCGCUGCCGGUCGUUGUUUGGAUCACCAAAAAAUAAUGGUUCCAUUUUAGAUGUUUCGCCUCGCCCGAUUACAGACUGAUUGGCAACGUGCAACCGCAUCACUACACCUAGAGGUGAGCGUCGUCCAGUCCAACAGGCCCAUGCCACUGAGAGUAGCCUAGAGAAGGGGCCACAACUAUUGACGCCUCUGGUGCUGCUGUUGGCAGCAUCACCACCACCUUCGCUACUACCACCAAAUCCGUGGCAAAGCCAGUUAUGUACGGAUUGCUACUGGAAAAUCUUUCCGAGUACAUAAAAAACGUCUACGGCGAGGACAAGUGGGAUGACAUCCGACGACAGACUGGUAUCUCAUCGCCGUCGUUCAGCGUGCACGAUGACUACGACGAGAACCUGCUCAAUCACCUGGCGUCCAAGGCGCAGGAGAUUCUUGGAGUAUCUGAACGUGACUUCAUGGAUCAAAUGGGAGUAUAUUUUGUGAAUUUCGUCAGUCAGUACGGAUACGACCGGGUGCUGUCGGUGUUGGGUCGUCACAUGCGGGACUUUCUGAAUGGGUUGGAUAAUUUGCACGAGUAUCUCAAAUUCUCGUACCCGUUGAUGCGUGCGCCCAGUUUCAUCUGUGAAAAUGAAACACGUCACGGUCUCACGCUGCACUAUCGCACCAAGCGCAAAGGCUUCGUUUACUACACAAUGGGGCAAAUCAGAGAGGUGGCGCGACAUUUCUAUCACAAAGAAAUGCACAUUACUCUUGUUAAAUCGGAUCUACUUGGGGAAACCAACCACUACACCUUUCAGCUGACGUUUGAUAAUCGAGCCUUUUCUUUGGCGACGCUGGCGAUGACGCGGGAAGAGAAGCAUUUACCUAUCAGCGCUUCAGUAUUGUUCGAGAUUUUCCCGUUUUGCAUCGUUUUCGGUGCCGACAUGAUCGUACGCAGCAUAGGAAACUCACUGAUGGUUAUCGUUCCCGAUCUGCUGUCCAAAAAGAUUACCGAUUGGUUCGAGCUAAGACGUCCGCUAAUUGCGUUCAAGUUCCAAACGAUUCUCAACCGCACGAACAACAUCUUCGAGCUGGUCACAAUGGAAGCGGUCAACAAACGAUCGGAUAAUCUACGAAAGACUGAAUUAUUUCUCAACGAUCAAGAGGAGGAGGAAGUCGAGAAACAUCUACGGCUCAAGGGACAGAUGAUCUACAUGGAAAACUGGCGCAUGAUUAUGUUCCUGGGAACACCGGUCAUGCCCAAGCUAUCCUCAUUGACCAGUACCGGUUUGUACAUAAACGAUUUAUCAAUGCAUGAUUUUAGCAGAGAUCUCAUGCUGGCUGGUACCCAGCAAUCGGUUGAACUUAAGCUGGCUCUCGAUCAAGAACAGCAAAAAUCGAAAAAGUUGGAGGAAUCCAUGCGUAAGUUGGACGAGGAGAUGCGCCGAACCGAUGAGCUGCUGUAUCAGAUGAUACCGAAACAGGUGGCCGAUCGGUUGAGGCGCGGCGAGAACCCAAUCGACACAUGCGAGAUGUUCAACAGUGUUUCUGUGUUGUUUUCGGACGUUGUUACGUUCACCGAAAUCUGUAGCAGGAUCACUCCCAUGGAAGUGGUGUCGAUGCUGAAUGCCAUGUAUUCGAUAUUUGAUACGCUUACUGAGAGGAACAAUGUAUAUAAGGUUGAAACGAUAGGUGAUGCUUACAUGGUGGUUUCAGGUGCCCCCGAAAAGGAACAAAACCACGCCGAAAAAGUUUGCGAUAUGGCCUUAGAUAUGAUAGAGGCAAUUACGGACUUGAAGGAUCCCUCAACCGGAUCUCACCUGAGGAUUCGAGUAGGUGUCCACUCCGGUGCUGUUGUGGCAGGUAUUGUAGGACUUAAGAUGCCCCGCUACUGUCUGUUUGGGGAUUCUGUGAAUACGGCCUCCAGAAUGGAGUCCACCAGUCAGGCAAUGAAAAUUCACAUAUCACAAUCAACGAAAAAUUUCUUGCCUUCAAAUUACCACGUGUCCGAGCGUGGAGAAAUCGACGUUAAGGGGAAAGGUACAAUGAAAACAUAUUGGCUAGAUUACCGGGAAAAUCGACCUCCGCUUCAAAUGCCAAACGAGGAUACGAAAACUCGCGCAAUUGAUUACAUCGAAUCGAGUAAAGAUCGUCGCGUUAGCAUAUCAACAAACUUUAUCCAAUACAAGCAGUCUAGCGGAGGUAUUAAUUCAGCAGGUACGGAAGAUCGACGCGUUUAUUCGCCGGUAACUUUCGAAGAAGUUGCCCGGCGAAGCAUUGCUAAUUCACCAGUUAAGUUGCACAGUUUUGGAGCCCGUGGGCGGGAAAAUAGAUCCAACUCCACCGGCCACGCUUUUAUGCACAGCGUUUCAGAUGUGUUCGGUUCUUUGGUGAACGAUACCGAGGAGUUUCUGGAAGAUUUGCAGCACAGGAAUUCACUGAGCAACACCCAUUACCCGCCGUCGACACCUUCGUCGUGUGCGUUUAGUCCUCCGCCAGGGUUCAGACCCAAAUCUAAAUCGUACGUUCCUGGACAGUUCACCCAAGAGGAGCUGGAUCUCCUCUCGAACGCCACAACUCCUACGGCACAGAGUCCAAUGGAACAGCAGGAAAUAUCCGCCAAAAAAUCGAAUUUAGUCAACAAGUCACAGAACGCGGUGGCUACUACAUAUGAACAGCAGAAAGCUAUUAACCGAAAAGUCAAGCUCGAAAGUGUUCAACAGAAACAGAACGAGGCGCUGAAGAAACUUGAUAGGAUGGUUCAAGAAAUCUACGAAACGGAUCUGCCAGGAAUGUGUUUCAUGAAUCCUCCGUCCUCCCGAUCGGAAGGAAAUAUCUGCAAGUCCAACUGUAGUAGGUCGGUAGAAACGCAAUGCAACAGCAUUGAUAACAACAAUAUCCACAACCACAAUACAAACUAUUAUUCUAAUCAGCCCGAUAACUGUUUUGCACUGUAUAGCUUAAACAUCUACUUUCCCGUUACAUGUUCCGCCUCAUCGUCAUGUCCUUCCCGUUCAUCGUACUGCAACAACAACAACAACAACAACAACCACGUGAAUACGAAUUGUUCCUACGGCACCUCCAACGCUUCUUGUAGAUCCCAGGCACCUCCACCACCGCCAGCCCCGUCGGCUUGCGAACACACGCAAACCUUACCUCAAUACUGUCACAGUUGUGGUGGCUCGGCAAUGGUUGGCGCCGCCGGCAAAAUGGCCCAGAGUAUUAGCUUUACCCACGCGAAAGACCACAAAUGUUGUCCAGGGUAUUCCGCCAUGGCGCAUCACCAGAACGGACGCCAUCACAAAGUGCACUCCAAUGCGUGUCAGAUUAUUUAGAGUUGAGAGCUUCUCGCUUUUAGAGUAGUUAACAUGUUUUCCUGUGCGUUUUUUCGUGUGUUGGAGGAAUGAUAGUUGUGACUGUGAGGUCAACCCAAAGACGGGUGAGUGUUCAUGCGUGCCCUGGAAGGUUUACUUAAUGUAUUUUCCACCUCUUAUUAGAAACUGAAUCUGUGUUUUAGAAUAGUGAUGAUUUGUGGAUGCUUUGGUCUACUGUAAACGGUGUAUAAUGGAAUGAGGUGGAUUUUAUUGGGGUUUUUGUUUCAUCAAGGCAGAUCCAUUUCGACUUAUGACACGCAUUUUAUAAUUUGAUUUUUAUUCAGUUUGUAAGGUUCAUAGACUUCGUUCAAUGACUUCUCUACCAUUGAUUUGUUACAGUAAGAUUGAAGUGCUGCUCCGAAAAUGCGUGUUUCAUCGAUACAAAUUGGUGGAAGUCGGAAGGAUCCAAGAGUAAUGAGUAAGAUGCAUGUGAGAGAACCUCCCAACCAUUUCAAUCGUUUUCUUGAAUGGUUCUGGAAUGCGUGAUGAAAUAUUAUCAUGCAACAAUAUCACUUUGUGUUGCCUUUCUUGAUACUCUGGAAUUUGUUUUGGUUGAAACCCUUUGCUAGACGUCAAAAUGGCAUUUGAUUAUGCCAUUAGACGCCAUUGAUUAUUUCCCGUUUAGGUUUAGGUUUUGGACUACCAUUCUCGAAAGCGUCGAAGGAAGAGACUCCCAAUUUGAUCUCUGUUGUUCCCUUUCUCAAAACUUAUGAACCAUAUUGACCAGUAGAAAACAUAGAUAAAGAGUUAUAAUAUACAUUUUAAUGCUGAAGUUGUUAUGUUAUGAGCCCCGCGUCGGUCCUUAGGGGCCGACGUUGAGCUUUUUGGUAGGAAAACGCUGAAUGACUGAGGCUGACAGUUAUAAAAUAAGAAAAUAAAAAUAUAUAUGGUUUGUUUUCGGAUGUUUUACAGAAUUUAAUUACUUUCUAGUCGAAUUUAUAAGUAUCUUUGGGAGCUGGGACCGACACUGAUAUUGUUGAAAUGCUCGUGAUGCGGGCUAAAUGGAAAGCGCAGAAAGAAAAAAAUUUAGACUUAACACGUGUUAAUUACGUUAUGAAUGGCCGUUACAAUUUAAGGAGUCGGGUGUGGGCCACCUUCCCCUACACAUUUUUUCUACUUUGCCAUUGCUUAGUUUCACAAAGAAUAUGUUUUGUUCAGUCGAAGCUACGACCAUGAGGAUAAAAAUAUAGUUCACUUUGAAAAAGAAUAGAAAGCGAUUCUCACGAAGCAAGUUAAACUACAUAUUAUCUAGAAAAGGUGGCAGACCUCGAGAGUUUUAUUAUUUUCAUGGGACCUCCAAUGAGACUGAAUCAUAGGCUACCUCUAUGCCUAAGAAAACUAAAACCAUUUGCGUAAGUCUUCUAAGCAGAGGAAAACUAUCAUUCGUCUUCAGUGGCGUUGAGUGAAGCUUUCGCACACGGUGCGGAUAUGUCUAGUUGCACAAAAAAAAGUUUGAACAAAUGCCAUGUAAGAUCAAUUCAUGCAUUGUAAUAGUAAAUCCUCCUUUUACGUUUGAUAUGAUGCCUAGGACUACCAAAAUAUGGGACGGAAGAAUUGUCAAACGAUCAUUGUAUUUUAAAAUUCCCUCUGAAAUUAUUGCAUUUCUCAUGUUUACGUAGUUCUCGAACCGCCAAAGUUCAUUCACAUUCAUUCAAAGUUCUAGUAUCUGAAAUGACGAUUUUCCUAGGCUUUCCAGUUCAGAAGUACGUUUUAGGGCAACAUUUUCCGGUCUGCAUAAAGACAAGCGAGAUCAAAAGUACUCGCAGCUUGCAUGUAUCUGCAAAGCGGAUUCCCCUAGGCACAUUGAUAUUGAAGUCCGUGUUAGGAAAACACAGGUUGGUGGGAACAAAAAUACACCCUGCUUGCAUGUAUAUUUGCAAAGCGGAUUCCCACAGGUGCAUUGAUUUUGAUGUCUGUGUUGGGGAAACCAUAGAUUGGGCCAAUCAAAACUUGCCAGUCAGUGCGUUUAGAUAACGCUUGACAUUUUACAGUUAUUCAACUGUUUAUCUCGUGGAAAAUAACAUUUCAAUAAUUGUGAUAGAAAUAUUUCCUAUCAAUUGAUGCAAACAUAUUUCCGAUCUAUUAAGAAAUGUUCGAAUUAUAAGCAUACGGAAUCUUUCAUUUUUUUCCUGCAUGUUCUGUAUUUAGGCUUUCAUUUCAUACCCAUAUACUCCAUUCGUUGCGUGGACACCGACUGGACAACAUCGUUGCUGGACGAGCUGGACGGCGAGGGAUCGAGUGCCUUUCUCAAGGCAAGAGGGUGGAGGUGUAGUGCUGGAGUAGAGUAAAGUUUUCUAAGGGCCUUUCUCUACGCUAGAGGCGAAUGAACUGAAAAAGUUAUAGUCUAUAAUACAAAACCUUCCUUCCAUAUACUCCGGUUAAACGUAGUCCCACGUCAAAAUCAAUUCUAUCCAAAGCAUUACAAACUUAUUUAAAAUGUACUGUACGGUUGAGAAAUCACACUUUAUUAAAAUCAUUUACAAACAUAUCAAAAAUGAAAUGUACUCUUCGGGCCUCGAUUGUAGCAAAAUUAUUUAUAACUUGAAAAUUGUACAGCAUUUUUUUAAUGAAUAAUUUAUUCUGACCGAAAAAAAUAUUCCACUUGGAGGUGUGAUACUGCAUUUUUUAUUACUCGAUAGUUUCCGAAAUCUUUGAACCAAUUUUGAUAAAUCUCAUAAGGAUACUAAGAACAACAAUAAUUUUCAUAGAAAAUCUAUUGAAAUGAAGCAAACAAAUGAAAUAAAUAACCUACUACAUUAUAUGUCCUAACGUUAGAAGUUCUCGAUUGGUUUUUGAUCUGGAGAAUAAGCUGGCUAGUCCAGAAUCCCUGUUCAAUAAACCAUGUCAAGCUCACGAUGGUUUCGGUGCAAAGGCGGCUGUACUGAAGUACUGAAUCAACUCUCACUGAGAAAAUUUUCCCUAAUCCAUCGAAUAUUCGCCUUCAAAGUUGCGAGUCAAAAAAUAACAUAACUCGUUCCGUAUGGCCCUCCAGUAUGAAGCAAUUGAGAUAGGCAGUGUCAAUACCCUGGAAAAAUAUCCAACUUUUUGUUCAUUUUUACUCCUGUGAAAACAAUGAAAAUCCCUUUCAUAUUUUAUAUUUAAUCAAUCAAUUUCGAUAAGAGUAUAUUGAACUACUCCAAUUUUUUUAUUUUUAAGAGACAUUUUGUAAAACGUAGGUUUCCAAUUGUACAAUCGAAAACAUCGUUAAUCCUUCAUAAGGCAAUAGCAUCUAUGUUGCCACUCAUAUAUUUUUUCGCUGCACUUGGAAUAUUGUUUUAUUAAUCUUCUUAACCAAAGACUUCUAAGGAUAUUUAGUAAUGCUCCAUUUUUUGAGCUGCUAAAAGUGUAUGAUAUUAUUUGUUUGUUUGUUUGUUUAUUCAUACUUGUAGAGUAAGGGUUCACCCUUAUAAAAUUUUGUAAGUUGUUUUUAUGUAAACAAAUUGUGAUUUUAGAACGCUUACAGAAUAUUAUGUUUAAGUUCGUUGAAAAUCCAGUAAUUAGUAAAUUUUUCAAGUCUAUUUAGGACAUAUCGUGUAAGGUCGAGCAGGUUUUUUGAUAAAAUAAAAGGUGCGUUAGAUGAAAAAUUCCCAAUUUUCAAUUUUCCCUUUGUAAGGCAGUUGCAACUGUAUUGCAACAAAAAAAAAAUUUUCGCUGCACUAAAAAUGAUGUUUCAAUAUUUUGUUUAACCAAAGAAAAGACCUCUAUCUAAUUAUUGAGGUAGAUCAUUUUGGUUUGUCCAAUCGAAAAUAUGAUCAUGGUUUGUCCACUUCUUUGAAUGCUCUAAUUCAGCGCACCUGUGUCAAAUCAGGUAUUCGGAUGUUUCAAAACAUAUAGAUAAAAUUGUCUUAUUCGUGAUUUACAGUAGUUUGUAGUAUAUUUUCAUGGAUUCACAUGUUUUAAAGGAUUAUAAAAUUCACUUUCUAUUGUUGUUAAUGUGCCCCUUAUCCGAGCUAACUUUACGAAUAUUGUAAACAUCAUGCUUGCACGCCAUUUGUAUCACAUUUACAUAGCUAAACCAUGUAAUUAAUGCAUUUCGAUGACCUCAAUUCAGAUCAUGAGUUGUCCAAUUCACUAAUGUUGUUUUGUCCACAUGAUUUCUAUGGCAACCGCUUGGCGCGCUGCAGUUUGUUUAUUGUGUCCUUCGCGCAUAGCAGAAAUAAAGUUUCUCUGUGUUUAGUGUGUUGAGAUGAACACUUUUUAAAUGCUCAAGAAAAGGCGAUAUUCUGAAGAAAGCCUAAAUUAUGAAUGGGUCAAUAUGAUGACAGUAAACUCAAGCAAUGAGAAAUGCAACAUCUACUUAAAAAUUCGAAUUUUUUCAUUCAAAAAUGGUGGCGAUUUCUAAAACCGGACAAACCAUGAUAAUUUUUCGGACAAACCAUGAUCAUAAUUCCUCUUUAAGGAAAAUCGUUAAAUAAAACAUAAAAAUUUGAAUAAUUUCAACGCCUGAUAGUAUUAACAACUAGAGAAUUGGGGCUUUUCAACAAACCCAAACUCGUCUUGUUUAUAUGUGAUUUUCAUGAAGAAAAAUCGAUUUGCAUUUACUAGUUGGGUGAAAACACUCAAAAUCGGACAAACCAAGAUCAUUUACCCUACAUUGUUCCAUUUUAUUUUAUAUCUGACAUAAAGUGAGCUUUUAAGGGAACGACAAAAAAAUUAUCCUCUGCGUUUUUUGUGUUAACGGGUUGUGGCAACUAUAUUGCCAUCUUUUUAUUUCGAUUGAUCCAAUAAUUUAUUUUUGAUCAAAGGUAAAUAUGUGUUUUCCUGAAGUAUGAGUUGUUCCUUUGCUUAGUUUCCACGGACUUAUAAAUUAUAAUUUAAUUUGUUCGUCUUACAUCUCGCUUUUCUACAAGACAAUAUCGCUAUUCGACGAUACGAUUUGAGAUCGAUGUGUGUAACAAAUCCUCCAUGAAAUUUAGCUUCGUGGCCGGAUAUUCGGCUCUUUAUUUGGAAAUACGAGUCUGGGAGAAACUGCAUGUGUGCACGAAGCAAAUAAAGGGAUACAUUUUAGGAAUUAAUAAAAACAUUUUUAACAUAAAAAAGAUCUAUGAUUAAAUUUUUCGUAUAUAAUGAAUAUCCCUGAAGUUUUCUGCAUGGAGUUUCCCAAGUUUUCUGCAUGGAGUAUUGAACAGAUUUUUUUAUGUUAAGGAUUUGAAAACAGAACAGCUUACAAUGAUGAAAUUGGGUAUAUUGAAAUAAUUUUAAUACUAAUUGAGAAAGAGUAAGUACGAAUUCAAAUAAGCAAAGAACAUCAAUCAAUUAUAUUCAUUAAUGAUUACAAAAUAUGGAACUGUCUUCAGGGAUGAUAAUCUGAGAGAGAGAGCACACUUACUUCACCACAAAUCAAAUUAAACGAAGCAAAAGAGACGAAACUGAAUCAAACAUUACACGCGAAGCUCAUGGCACCUUUUGGAACUGCUUCAACGAAGUGACAGACAAAAAUGAAAUUCAACAUCGCGGUCAGGAAAAAAAAUCCCAUUGCUAACGAAAUCGACUGUUAUGCAAAAACAUUCUGAAUCAAUCGCAAUCACGUUUCUUACGUUUGAUGGACAUUAAACUUUAAGCAGUACCCGAAUUGACAAGGUUUGCUAGAGUUUAUCAUUCAGUUCCUUGCAGUAGUGUUUACAGAGAACGACUGCCAUCUGAAGCUGACCUGAUGUACGAAGCAAAGCGUAUUCGGUCGGCUAAAAAUAUAUAAUAAAAGUCAUAGUGGUAAUGAAUGAAUGUUAUGAGUGAAUUUUAAUUUUAUUUUGAAAAAAUAACAGAAAAAAUGGAAGGAAUACUUCAGAAUAUGCAGAAAUUGAACUGCUGAUUUGACUAGUGUAUUUCUCUUUUAUACACUCAUAAUUAACACCAACUGGAAAGGAAUUGUAGAGAAAGAGUCUUACUCAACGCUGAAGUCACCAAUAAAAACAAUUAUUUUAAGUACUUAAUAGCCUCCACAUAUUCAGGGGUCAGCGACUUCCGACUUCCAAAAGCUUCUAGUUUUUUAGUUCCAUAUUUCAUGAUUUUUCGAAACUAAACUUGGCAACGCGGUUUGUAAUUCUAUUCUCCAAUGCCUUGAAGUCAUUUUUUAGAUACCGAUGCAAGUAUCGAAAAUUUGCUAUAAGAUGGUAGCUCUGUAAGCUUGAUGCUAAGCGUUAUACUGUUAUACGGGUGUACAAAAGACCGUUGAAAUUCCAACGAAAGUUUGUCCUCAGCGAAGCUUUGGGAGAGGAAAUAUUUAUUUUUUCAUAUUUGUUAUGUUGAUUUAAAUUCAGAAAUUUUUGUGAACUCUGUUAGUGAAAAUGCCAUAUUCACCUACAAUUUAUUUUAUAUUGAAAGAUUUGUUUAUUCAUUCUUCGUCUGUACUUUGUCUAACUUCAGAAGUGAAAUAUUUCGAUUCAAUUUGAAUUUUUUCCAGAGAAUACUAUCAACAAUAUUUAAAUUUUUAGCUAUGAUUUUAUGAUAUUUCUAAUUGGUGAUGGGACUGAUUCUGCAGCGUCUCAAUGUAAUAAUAUGUAGUAUACUCCAAGAAAACGUGUUUUCGUCUGAGCGUAAAAAGAUUAUGCAUUUUUUGAGUAACAUUGGAACCAUUCGAAUCGAAAACAAAUCUUGAUAAAUAUCAACAUAUAUUAUGACAAGCUAAUUUUCAAUUCAUCUCAUUCCAUUAUCAUCGCUAACAGAAGAACAAAUGCCACAGUUCGAAGCCUGUAUAAAAUCAAUGAAACAUAGGUGUGUGAUCUGGUAGUUCCCGGUUCCAAAUUUCACCAUGUAGGUAAAUAAAUUUUAGGAACGAAUGUACUUCGUUAGCAAAGCUUUAACUAGUUUCGUGUGAUGGUAGCUAAAAUGGAAGGAAAACAGAGCGAUGAUUUUCGAUUGUAAGGACGGAUUAUUUAUAGUGUGUAUGUAAAUGUAAUAUGUGUAGAACCGCGUAUUUCGAACCACACAAAGGCAAAAAGAGAGCGUUUUGAAUGAUCAAAAUAGUUGAGAACUGAAACCAAAGCUUAUGCAUUUAGAUUUCGAAUGCGACAGAAGCAUUGUCCAUGACUGUACUAACACAAAUAAAACCAAAUAAUAUUAUCUUAUUACUAGCAAGAAUUCGAACUAAUCAACGAAGGCACCAAGAAGCAAGAUGCUCUGCUGUUUCACGAUGAAAUUGUUUAUUUUUAAUCAAUGCAACAGAUAAUUAAGUUCAAGAUAUCCACAUUGGCGACGUUUAACAUUUUAACGAAAUAGUAGUUAUAUUUUCAUCCAUUGUUCAAUAGCCGCCUAACCUAAUCGAAGGAAAUAAACUGAUCAGGAUUGUAACGGACAAUAAACUAGCGCAAGAAUCAUCAAACUAGGUUCAUAUCAAGAAAUAGAAGAAAAAACAGGCAAACAUUUCAAUUAGUAUAUGUUGUACAUACUCGGACAAUAAAGAAUAGGCAAGCGUUUGCGAUUCA